Messenger RNA from Hypoxylon trugodes, 804 nucleotides. RefSeq names its product glycoside hydrolase family 16 protein. The transcript is spliced from 3 exons. Bases 1 to 804 code for a protein of 267 amino acids. Gene Ontology annotation, biological process: carbohydrate metabolic process. NCBI's taxonomy places the organism in Eukaryota, Fungi, Ascomycota, Sordariomycetes, Xylariales, Hypoxylaceae. Gene Ontology annotation, molecular function: hydrolase activity, hydrolyzing O-glycosyl compounds. The record is from RefSeq and is a predicted model, not a curated record.
AUGUCUCCUCCUCCCGCAGAGUCAGGAUACAGUCUCGUCUGGUCCGACGAAUUCUCCGGCCCAGCGGGAUCGCUCCCCAAUCAAUCCAAAUGGAACAUCAUAGUAAAAGGCCCUAACCAGGGUAAUCAGGAGGUCCAGAACUACACCGCGAGCACCUCUAACUCUUCCGUCAACGGCUCCGGUGCGUUGCACAUCACCCCGCAGCACAAUAACGGUCAAUGGACUUCAGCACGUCUUGAGGGCAAGGAGGCCUUCAACUGCCCCGAUGGCCACCGCAUGCUAUUGCAAGCCGAGCUACGCACGGGAACCUUCCCUUUUGCCCAACAAUCCGGUAUUUGGCCCGCGUUCUGGGCUCUUGGCAACGAUAUUCGUAACGGGAAGAAUGUUAGUUGGCCUCAAUGCGGUGAAUGGGAUAUUAUGGAAAAUGCCCACGGCGCGAGUUUCUCCCUAGGAACUCUGCACUAUGGACGAGGAGGCACCGACCACCUUAGCAAGGGCGGUCGAACCGAGUUCGAAGUCGAAACCUUCCACACUUGGGCUAUCAAGGUCAACCGUGGACCUAGUAAUUGGCAGGAUGAGACGUUGGAGUGGUGGUUAGACGGGAAGAAAUUUUUCCAGAUCAAGGGGAGUGAUAUUGGGGAUGGUGAACUAUGGGGACGAGUGGCUCAUAAGAGUUUCUUCCCUAUCCUUAAUGUUGCUGUUGGAAGCAAUUUCCCUGGGGGUGGUCAACCCAAUGACCAAACGACUACCGGCUUAGGCAGUGGCCUUCAAGUCAAGUAUGUCGCUUUCUACAGGAGCAAUUAG